Messenger RNA from Aureococcus anophagefferens, 378 nucleotides. RefSeq lists its product as hypothetical. Lineage: Eukaryota; Pelagophyceae; Pelagomonadales; Pelagomonadaceae. The transcript has a single exon. The record is from RefSeq and is a predicted model, not a curated record. The annotation marks the transcript as partial.
AUGGACCUCUUCGGCGGCAUGUCCGUCAAGUCGACGCCGACGCCGGCGACGCCGGCGACGCCGGCGACGGAGCCGGCGCCGACGCCCGUGGCGCCGAGCAGCUCCGGGUCCGCCUUCUCGUUUUUGAACACGCCGGCGCCCGCGGAGGACGAGCCCGAGCCCGAGCCCGAGCCGGCACCGGAACCGGAACCGGAGCCGGCGCCGGCGCCGGAGCCCGAGCCGCCGGCGCCCGAGCUCCUCGACAUGGCGAUGCCCGAGCCCGAGGUCGUCGCGCCGCCGCCGGCGCCCGCGCCGCCGCCGGCGGCCGAGCCCGAGCCCGCGGCGCCCGCGCGGCCCGCGGCGCGGCGGCCCAUCGUGAAGAAGAAGCGCGCGAAGAAG